Durusdinium trenchii is the source of this 3099-nucleotide messenger RNA. The record is from the annotation of a GenBank genome assembly. Lineage: Eukaryota; Dinophyceae; Suessiales; Symbiodiniaceae.
GCAAGAUAGAACUCUCCGUUUUGUUGCAGCGGGUGGCAUGUCGUCUGAUUCAUCCGAUGACUUUUGCAGAAAAAGGCGCGUAAGCCUUCGAAGUUCACCAGAUGUAUACCCCCAUGCCUGGCGCACAAAUGCUACCGCAGAAGAACUCAGGAGGAUGUAUGGGCACCUGCCAAAUGGAGGAAGAGUCCAGGGAGUGAAGACCCUUGCAGGAAGGUUGGUGGCACAGCGUGACUUUGGAAAGCUCAGAUUCAUGGUCGUUGUCAAUGAAAGCACUUCAAUCCAGAUAGUUUGUGACAGCUCUACUUUGAUCGAUUCCACUCGGAUCAAUCGCAAUGAUGUUGUUGGCGUCGAGGGCGAAGUGGGGAAAACUCGCAAAGGCGAGCUCUCAGUGUUCGCUACAAAGCUGCAAUUGUUGGCCCCAUGUUGGCACAACCUCCCGGUACAGCAAUCCAAAUUGGAUCCGGUAUUGAAAUGCCGCAGAAGGUAUUUGGAUUUGAUGACAAAUGUUUCUUCUCAGCUGAAGUUCAAGAAGCGAGCUGAGAUCAUCACCUCCAUCCGGAAGUAUUUGAAACAGCGAGGCUUCCACGAAGUCGAAACCCCUAUUCUUUGUACUACCGGUGUUGCCAGCGCACAGGCUGUCAAGACGAGAUCGAAUGAGCUGAACAUGGACUUGUCACUCAGAACUGAGCCGGAAGUGUUUUUGAAGAUGCUCCUGGUCGGUGGAUUUGAUCGGAUUUUUGAGCUGGGCCGCUGCUUCCGCAACGCAUCUGUGGAUGCAGAUCCCGAGCACACAACUUGUGAGCUCUACAUGGCUUACCAUGACUACAACGAUCUCAUGUGCCUUGUGGAGGACUUAUUCUCCAGCCUUGUCCUUCACUUCAAUGGAAGCUACCAGCUGGAGUAUCACCCUGAUGGAUGUGGAGACUCACAUCUUCCAGUGCUCUUGGAUUUCACUCCUCCAUGGCCUCGAGUCUCCAUUGUCGAAGAGGUUGAGGGUUUGGCAGAAAGGCAGAUCCCACGUGAUUUCAACUCGGAGGAAUGCAACGAAGUUCUGGAGGAUAUUGCCUUUACAAACAAUGUGCAGUGUUCAGAGCCACGCACACCGCACCGCUUGUUGAAGAAGCUCUUUGAGAGCAUGAAGUUGCACCAUUUGCUCAAUCCAACCUUUGUUAUUGAUCCACCCAUGGAAGCUUCAAUGGCCAAAGAGCACCGUAGCAAGCAAGGCCGAGCAGAACGCUUUGAUUUAAUCAUAUCAGGAAAAGAGAUUAGCAAUGGCUACUCUGAGCAGAACGAUCCACAUGCUCAGCGAGCGGCUUUUGAUCAACUGAAGGAGGUGGGCGUCGAGGAUUUUUUGGAUGCCCUUGAGCACGGGCUUCCACCUUCUGCUGGCCUGGGUUUCAGUGUUGACCGCUUGAUCAUGCUUCUUGUGAAUGCGAACCAAAUGAAGGAGGUGAUAUUGUUCCCGCACAUCAAUCAGAGGGUGACAGGAGGCUGCUCGGAGUAUUACUUUCCACCAAAAGUGCCGCAAGAGCGCCUUGCAGAGCUUGUGGAAGCUGACAUGCCCUUUGUGAUCUCGCCAUGCUCACAGGUCUCUAUCGACCCGCAGGUGUUCCAUGUUUUGCCGGGCUUGCAGGUCCUGCUAGCCUGAGCCUCAACUUGCUGUUCACUUAUGCCGCUUGUUCCAUGUUUUGGAUGUUUGCGCAACCUUGCAAGACUCCUCACACUCCUUGGCUCCUGGUUUUUGUAAACGUGUUGUUGUAGCUCUUUGUUUUCAGUUUGCUCAAGAUCUUCAGUAUUCAUAGCUCAGCCUCCUGCCAGCGCACACACACUUUGCAGUUGACUCAAUUCCCACGUUGAGAAGGAAGGUGAAGGAACGGCAUGGUGAAAGGUCCAAAGACUUGAAGGUGUUUUAACAUUGAAGUGUUCUUGUUUUGGGCUUUGAGAAUGCAGACCGAGAUGCGGCGGUCGAAGAGGUUUUUUGGCAAGUUUGCAAGAAACCAUGUGAUAGCGGAAUCAGGAAACAGCGCUUGGAGCUUUGGUGCCGGUUAGCUUCCCUCAUGGCUACAGGGAAUAAGGCUCCCUUGCAGUCAGUGCAAUCCUUGCACAAACGUGCGCAGAAAGGCCAAAUCACGCAGAUUUCUCCAAUAGUUGAUCUGGUGAAUGCUCUUUCCUUGAAGCACGUGGUUUGCGGGAGUGGCUUUGAUUUGAAGGCUUUGCCAGGCGAUCUAAUGCUGCGGGUUUGCACAAAUGCCGAUCAUUUCCUGGCCAUGGAUGCCUUGUCAAUGUCUCCUGAAAGAGUUAACGCGGGAGAAGUGGCGUACACAACUACUCCAACCAGCAGUGGUAAUGUGCUCAAGCGACACCUAUCGCACAAGCAGUCAAAGCUGGGUGCAAUUGGACCUGAGACCCAAGAUGCACUUUUGCUGUUUGAGAUGCCAGCAGAACUUGUCGAGGCGGUUUUGAAAGAUUUGGCUAACGACGUUAAGAAGCUGCCGAAGAUAUUGAUGAGUUCACCUGAAAGGCGCAAGAGAGGACAAAACGAGGCGAAGAUUUGCAUGUAUCCUUUGAGCUCCAGCCACCCCAUAGUUCACCUGCCAACAGUUCCGAUUGUAUGCUGAAGUGGGCUUGCAGUGCAAGUGAUGGAAGAGUCGUAGCUCAUGUGUCCUGUGUCCUACGAUAGAGUUUGAAUAUGAAGAUGCCUUCCUGAAGCAGGUGGCAAACCUUUGUUUGAGACACUGUGCAAGAAAAAGGUGAGACUUGCAGGACCCAAACCGAACCUUGACCGACAUUGACAGCGCACUUUAUCGCUUGAAAAGUUGCCUUUGCAAUUUUGAGAGCAACUGUUUUGCGUGUGAGAUCAAGUCUCUCGGCGCAGCUAGUUCUUUUUUCUAUCCUUUCAGCGUGACCUCAAAGGCGAUGAGACGCCUCAGAGUGAAGUGGUCAAAAUGGCCAGUGAUGUUUUGCGCGUGCGCAAUAAGUGCCUUAGAGCCACACCCUGAGUGCUUGUUCGCUCGAGCAGUUGCAAAGCGCGCAGCCGGGCCUCACAUUCUCCAGCUCUACUACUUGAACUGUGGCGCUGGGUUGCGCAUCUUGGAGGGG